AUGAUUGCUCGUAGACGCAUUUACUUUGCAGGCCUGAUGGCCACCCAAAACUUGGACGAUACGGGUCAACCCAAGAAGCUUUGGCAACGAGUCUACGACGCUGUCGAGCCUUGGCAUCUGAAUGUGGCGGCCUCUACGAUUGUGCUGUGCUUUAUUCUGCAUCAACUCUAUACAAUGUUCGGCCAGAGGGGGCAUCGACAGUCGGCCAAGGUCACAAAAUUGAGGGAGAUGGAAGAGGAGAGAGAGAGGCUGCGGAGGUCGUUGAGCACGGUAAGCGUUUACUAUAGCGACUUUACAAUAGUCGGCUUGUAAAGUCGCCAAGCCAAGUUUAGUUCGAAUCAAACCUUGAUUAUUUAGCCAAUGAAAUCAACGCUUUUCAGCAAGUCAAAAAAGAGUACGCCGAAAAAGGUGUGGGCUCGGACUUGGAUGUCCUCGAUUUGCAAGAGGAUCUUCAUCUGUACAAAGAGGUUCCCUACAUUCCUUUAUGUUAUUCGGAGGAGGAAAUGAUGGCCAAAUCUCAAUCCUUCUACGAGCACAUGAAGUUGCGAAGGAGCGUUCGCUGCUUCAGCGACAAAGAUAUUCCAUUGAAGGUCAUCCAAAAUUUGAUUAAAACAGCUGGUAGGUAGAGCAAAACGCAUGAAAAUUGUAAUCAUAGUGAUAAAACGAAUUUAUUUUUUGAAUUUUCCAAAUUUAGGCGCCUCUCCAAGCGGGGCAAAUCUUCAACCGUGGACAUUUUGUGUUAUCCAUAGCCACAAAAUCAAACGAAAUUUGAGGGCGAUUAUCGAAGAGGAGGAACAACGGAACUACACAAGGAGGAUCGGCGCCAAAUGGGUGUUGGAUGUGGACCAUCUCAGCGUCCAUUGGAAUAAGCCGUAUAUUACGGAAGCACCCUACGUCAUCGUCGUUAUGAAACAUGUAAAAAAUUAUUUUUUUAAAGGUUUUUAAAGAUGGCUAUACGGAUUGGGAAAUCAAAACGACUUUGUUUUUAGACCUUUAACAAAUGAAUUUUUUUCAGAUCUUCCAAAUAAAACCAGAUGGAGAGCGUCAAAUCACCUAUUAUAAUGAAAUGGGCUGCAGUAUUGCUGUUGGGAUUUUGCUGGCUGCCAUUCAGGUAAACUGAUGGUUUACUUUUUUCUUUAUUUAGGGUCUGAAAUACGCCCUCUAUAUUUGCUCUUCCUUUUUGGCCAAUGGCGCUUUUGGGGUCAAGUCUUCCUCUGAUAGGUCAAGUGUUUCUCCGGCCGCUGUGUUUUUCAAAAAUGCUUGGGUUUUAUGUAGAAUGCAAUGUCGCUAUUAGUGUGCAUUUCAGCGCCUAUUUUGUGUUUUUUUGUGGCUUUGGGUCAAGUGUUUCCCUCGAAUUCGAAAAUCGGGGGUUCGGCAAGUUUUGCCCGCAAUAAAUUAAAUUUGAUUUUAAAUACCUCAAAUUACAUUUAUUUUCUUUAUUCUUUUGGUUUGGGUCAAGUCUUAUCUCUAUUAUUUUUUUUUAUAAAAAAAAAUUUUGGGUCAAGUCUUACCUCUCAAUGGCCAAGUUUUCCACGACUGAGUCAAGUCUUUCACUCGUUGAAUUUUCGCACAAACGACGCAAUUUUUCAGAACGUUGGACUAGUCACUGUAACAACAGCCCCACUGAACGCAGGUGGUCGGAUCCGUGAACUUUUGCGGCGCCCUGACAAUGAAAAGGCCAUGUUGAUUUUGCCCAUCGGAUAUCCGCAAGAAGACGCACAUGUUCCGGACCUUCGGCGGAAAAAACUUGAGGAUAUUAUUAGAAUGUACUAA
Messenger RNA from Bursaphelenchus xylophilus (pine wood nematode), 1773 nucleotides. The record is from the annotation of a GenBank genome assembly. Lineage: Eukaryota; Metazoa; Nematoda; Chromadorea; Rhabditida; Aphelenchoididae.